GAGGGCCCUUGUAUCAUGCCGUAUUUCUGGUUUCCACCUCCAAAUUUCGGCUCGCGUUAACCGCCCGAUCCAUUUGCGCGGCCCAGAUCGAGUCUGCGGGCGCGUCUGGAACGUACUUUUGCGCAGAGACCCCCCUCUUUGUCUCCAAUUUUGGUUCUCGACCGUCCUGGGGCGCGGCGCGACGCGACGGCGGUCUGAGGGCGGCGGAGCUCCGGUGACCGGCUGGGCGAUCCGCGACUUCCUCUUCGGGAACUGCGGCUGAGGCCGCUGGAUUUCUCCCUCCCUCACCAUGGCGUCCUCCAUUUCCGCCUCCUCUCCCCACCGGAAGCUGCUCCGCUCCUUGGUAUACUCGGCAGUGCAGCGCUGCCGGAUGUCCGAGUCGCCGUGCAGGCUCACGGUCUCUGUCAAACGCCCCGCCGAAGCCGCCAGCGCCUCGCUGCUGCGUGUAUCCGUUUCGGACACUGGGGUGGGGAGCAAACUGGAGGAGUUCCUGGAGCUCGACGUCCUGGCGCGUGAGACUCCCGUGGAGAAAUGGGAUGGCACUCUCCUAAUCACAACUACUGGAAUCAAUGAUGAAGCCAUUUAUCGUUAUCAUUUUAAUCUUCAGGAGGAGAUAUCAAGUGCAAGAUUCACCAAGCUGGCUACCACAUACAAAAAUCAUGCAACAUUCAGUGGAACCGAAGUCUGCCUUUGUCUCUCAAAUGAAGCUGAUGCUGAUGAUUUUAUAUUAUGGUUGGUUUCUUCCAUAAGGUCUAUACUCAUCCUGAGAGCACCAAAUUUAGCAUGUGAGCUCUUUGUUGAGCAAAUAGGCAAUGCUGAAUCAAGAAAUGUCUGUCUACUACAAGAUUCUGAUGAUGUCCAUCAUUCUGUUAUGACGUCAAGUAGUGACCGGCUAGUUUCUGGCCUCAAAGACUAUGCACUCUCCCAUGGAAACACAUGUGAUAAGUGUGACACAUGCAUACUGAAUAGAGAUCUUCUUAAGAUUGGAACUGGAGCAGCAAACAGUGUAGAUAGAAGAAAAGCUAAAGGGCUACAUGUUGAAGUAGUCAUAGUGAUUGCACGCACUGCAUCUGAUUUAUGUUGUUGGACGGUAAAUUGUUCGUCCACACAGGUUUUGUAUUUUGAAGAUUUUGUACCUUGUCCUAUAUCACAAUCCUCUUUCGAUGUAUUGCUGAGCACAGAAUGGCAAAGCUAUGGCUUUAAGUUAAAAGGAGGUUUCAUAGAUGAUGAAGGAAAUACUGUUCUCGAGUGGAAUAACAUGCCAUUUGCUCGUGUUGACAUUGCGAUUCACACUUACCUUGAAUGUGCUAUGCAAGAAGGCCAGGGAUCUCAACAAGAUAGACACCUUGUAAGGAAGGCACUCAAGUCUGCAUUAUCUCACUUGAAAGCAGAUCACGCAGGAGACUUCCUCAGUUGUCAUGGUCAAAGGGUACGUGAAUAUGUUCCUGACCUUGCAGAAUCAAUCGCCGGGCUGAUCUUGUCGUCCAAUGAUAAAGAGUUUCAAGACGAAUGUGUCACGCUUCUUGGGCUAGGCUCAGAUCAAGACGUCUCAGAAGGGCUAGUUCAAUCCUCAAUCUGUGAGAAGAUGAUCCAUAUCAUAGUGCUGAAUGACACCAAGGAGAAUGUAGACGACAAUGCACCUUAUCUGUUCGAAUGUGAGAAGCUGGACGAAGAAGAUGGAGAUGAAGAUACGAUUUUCGAUUUCUAGCAUUCUCUCAUCAGUCUUGUAGUUGUGGUGCUCCACACUCCAGUACCCCCGCUGGCCGCUGGGCUACACUAGAGGCAGUUUAAGCAAAAAUUUAACGGCCGCUGCUCCUUCAUGUAUACAAGAAUGAGGAAAUGUAAUUGUGGUAUUUAGAGCAUUUCUAUGUUCCAGUUAAACUAAAUGCUCGUGUAGAGAUACUAGGACAGACGGAUCAUGAAAAUCUCUCUUCGCUGUUAAGAGUAAUUUUCUGGAUUCUGUUUUGAAUAACCACAUUUUCUUGUAUGUUUCACAAGAUUCAACAAUUC
Panicum virgatum (switchgrass) is the source of this 2010-nucleotide messenger RNA. Its product is annotated as type 2 DNA topoisomerase 6 subunit B-like. The coding region runs from base 290 to 1708 and encodes 472 amino acids. The record is from RefSeq and is a predicted model, not a curated record. Lineage: Eukaryota; Viridiplantae; Streptophyta; Magnoliopsida; Poales; Poaceae. Gene Ontology annotation, cellular component: condensed chromosome. Gene Ontology annotation, molecular function: protein-macromolecule adaptor activity. The transcript has 12 exons. Gene Ontology annotation, biological process: reciprocal meiotic recombination; meiotic DNA double-strand break formation.